This is a messenger RNA of Aphidius gifuensis, 2185 nucleotides long. Its product is annotated as PTS-dependent dihydroxyacetone kinase 1, dihydroxyacetone-binding subunit DhaK-like. The record is from RefSeq and is a predicted model, not a curated record. Bases 273 to 2030 code for a protein of 585 amino acids. NCBI's taxonomy places the organism in Eukaryota, Metazoa, Arthropoda, Insecta, Hymenoptera, Braconidae. The transcript is spliced from 9 exons. Gene Ontology annotation, cellular component: cytosol. Gene Ontology annotation, molecular function: glycerone kinase activity. Gene Ontology annotation, biological process: glycerol catabolic process.
UUUAUCAAGUUAUUAUAUAACAGUUAUGAAUAUAAUACUUGUCAACAUACACAUCUUUUACAACACAUACUUAAUAAUAAAAAAUUAAUAUUGUAUUUUGAAAUAAUAAUUACUUCUUAUUUGAAUUAUUAAUACAACAUUAAAUACAAUCUUUGAUAUGAUUUUUCAUCAUCACUCUGGGUUAUAGUUCAAUAUUAUUUUUAUAACAUACAUUAGUUAUUUGAUCUUGUUUUGUAUUCAAGCUCUUUGAACAACAACUUACAAUAAUUAUUAUGGCGUCUAAAAAAUUAAUAAAUUCCGUUAAUAAUGUUGUGGAUGAAAGUCUAUCUGGAUUAUGCACAGCAUAUCCUCAACUUGAUUAUCAUCCAAAUAAAAGAGUUGUUCUCUCAUCAAAUUGGAAUGAUGAUAAAUUAAAUGACAAAAAAAUUGGAAUUAUUUGUGGAGGAGGUAGUGGACAUGAACCAUUUUCUGCUGGUUUUGUUGGUGCUGGAAUGUUGAGUGCAUCAAUUAGUGGUGAUGUAUUUGCAGCACCACCACCAAAUAAUAUUUUACAUGCAAUUAAAUGUGUCACUGGAAAUGCUGGAACAAUUGUUGUUAUUCCAAAUUACACUGGUGAUUGUUUAAAUUUUGGUAUUGCAAUUGAAAAAGCUAAACAAAAUGGUUUAAAGAUUUUAGAUAUUGUUGUUGAUGAUGAUUGUAGUAUACCAGAUGAUAAUUUAGGCAGAGCUGGUAAACGAGGUCUAGUUGGUAUUCUAUUUGUCAUUAAAAUAAUUGGUGGAUUAUCAAAACAAGAAAUGACACUUGAAACAAUUUACAAUCAUGCUAAAAUUAUAUCAAACAACAUUGCAACAUAUGGAGUUGGUUUAUCAUCUUGUUCACUUCCAGGACAAGGAAAAAUGUUUCAACUGCCUGAUGAUGAAAUUGAAAUUGGACUUGGUGUACAUGGUGAAGCUGGCUAUGACAGAAUUAAAAUGAAAAAUAUCAAUGAAAUUGUUGAAAUUAUGUUAACAAGUAUAAAUAAUAAAUUAUCAUUGAAAAGUAAUGACAGUGUUGCUGUAAUUAUUAAUAAUUUUGGUGCAACAAGCCAAUUGGAGCAAGGAAUUGUUGUCAAUGAAGUUGUCAUUCAGCUCAAAAAAAUGAGUGUCAAUCCAGUGAGAAUUUAUUCAGGUGUAUUGAUGACAUCAUUAGAUAGUGCUGGUAUACAUAUAUCAAUAUUUAAAAUUCCAAUUGAUAAUAAAAAUUUAUAUAUAUCAUGUUUGGAUGACACAACUGAUGCACCAUCAUGGCCAGGAUGUGUAUAUAGUUUUCCAAGAAAUAAAAAAAUUAAUUAUCAAGAAGACAAACAUCAGGUUAUUAAAAAAACUGGAAGAAAAUUAGAUGAUAAUAAAAUGGAAAUACUUGAGGAAUGUUUAAGAUCUGCUUGUGAAAAUAUUAUUGAAAAUGAAAUAAAACUUAAUAGUCUUGAUCGUGGAUGUGGUGAUGGUGAUUGUGGAUACACACAUAAAAAAUUAGCUAAUGGUAUUUUACGUUCAUUUAAAACACUUGAAAUAGCUUAUCCAGCUUCUUUAUUGACACAGCUAUCAUGGAUUGCUGAGGAAUGUAUGGGAGGUACAUCAGGAGCUGUUUACAGUUUAUUUUUUACAACAGCUGCAUGCUCAUUAUCAAAAAGUAAUGAAAAAAAUGAUAAAUGGGAUAAAUUAUUGUCUGAUGCUUGGAAAUUUGGUAUUGAUGGAAUUAUGAAAUACAGCAAAGCUAGACCUGGUGAUAGAACCAUGUUGGAUUCUUUAUCACCAGCUUAUAAAAUUUACAAUGAAAAUAUUUUAAAUAAUAUUAAUUUUAAAGUGGCUAUAAAAAAUUCAGCUGAUGCUGCUAGAAUUGGAUGUGAAGCUACUAAAAAAAUGAUUCCACGAGCUGGUCGAGCAGCAUAUGUUAAACAGUCUGAAUAUUUUAACAACGUUGAUGCUGGUGCAUUUGGUGUUGUUGUAUGGUUGAAUGCAAUAUCAGAUAUAAUUGAAAAUUAUGAAAAUUGAUUUUAUUUAUAAAUAAAAAAAUUAUCAAAAUCAAGGAAUCAUCUUUGGUCCAUGAAAACAAUUUCCAUGUUAUCAAAAAUUAUAUAAAUACAUCAAGAAAACAAUAAAGCACAUUGAGAAAUUGAUUAAGAUAAAAAAAAAAAAAAAAUUAGAAA